Messenger RNA from Symbiodinium natans, 846 nucleotides. The record is from the annotation of a GenBank genome assembly. Lineage: Eukaryota; Dinophyceae; Suessiales; Symbiodiniaceae.
AUGGUCAUCACGGUCUUGCGCGGCUUGACGGGUGAGCCUCUUGCGACGCUGCAACUGGAUGGCACCUUUUCCAUCGAGAGGUUGGAGAGUGAGCUGGUUUCCGUGGCCCCACUGCCGAGUCAGUCCCGGUACAAGUUCGCCAGCGAGGCUGGCGAGAUGCUCCGUCCCGUGGUCCAGCUCCGGCAGCUGGGAGAAGGACGCGACUUGACCCUGCAAUCCUUCGUGGUUCCGAAGAUCUGGGGCUUCGCGCAGGCCGAGAAUUCUUUCAGCCGCAGCAUCACCUUCCAGCCUUCGGAGUUGGACUCCGGCUGUAUGGUGCGGGCUUUCUGCAGUGAGGACGCGAGAGGUGGCAUGGCCAUAAGUGCAGAGGCCAUCCCCUGGCGAUCGGGUCGCGCUGCCUUUGCCGUGGAGAUCUUGGGCAUGGGAACUCGGGGGCAUGAGGGCUUGGAGAUCGGCAUCACCCACCGCGCGCCAGAGACGUUCAGGGCGCAUCCAGGCUACGCAGUGCUGUCGCAGCCAUCGUGGGUGAGCAGCGACGCAGGCUGUUUAUGGCAGAACGGCAGCAAGCACUACGACCUUCCCGGCUGGGCCACCACGACGCCCUUUCGCCUCACAGCAGGUGACGUGGUGCACUUCUCUCUGAUGGCCAAUGGCGACAUCGAAGUCCAUGUGAAUGGCAGGAUUCAGGCGGAGUGGCCCCGUACGGCGCACGGCGCCCCGGAGUACCCAAAACCCGUCUAUGCCCUGGUCGGGCUCCGGGCUCCUCUCACCGGAGUUGCCUUGAAGCUCACGGACGAGGCGCCUGCCGAGUUCAGACCUGAGGAGCUCGCGGCCGACGACAAGUAA